Messenger RNA from Linum trigynum, 2141 nucleotides. Lineage: Eukaryota; Viridiplantae; Streptophyta; Magnoliopsida; Malpighiales; Linaceae. The record is from the annotation of a GenBank genome assembly.
CUUUAUUGGGGUAAAAGAAAAAUAAAUAGCUUCGUUGAAAUUUCAACUUUAGAUGGAGACGUGGACAAAAAAAAAAGAAAUUUGUUUGGAUAGAGAGAGGGGAAGGUGGAUCCGAGCCCGCCGGGACCGGAGCUCACGUUGGCCCGUACAACUUCCUUUCUCGCCAUUCCCUCUUUCCCGGACGAUGAGAGAGCUCUCAAACUGCUCUGCUAUCAACACACGCAAAAAACAACCGCUCUUCUCUUUUCUCUUUUUUAACACUCUUUGCUUCUUCCCUCCCCACAUUCAAAACCUUCCAGUCUCCCUUAAAUUCCCUCUUCGUCAACUUCUCCUUUCAUUCUUCCGCUCCUUCCUCCCACUUCCAUUGAGCUCCCCAAAACCCAAAUGCCCGCUUCUUCCCCCAAUCACACUCACCAGGCAAGCUUGAUUACACACCCGCUCGCUCUCUUUCCUCUCGGUUUGGUUCCUUAGGAAAAGUAACGUUGAAAUUCUUUCUUUUGGGGUUCCCUGGGUCCAUUGAUGGAAAUGGCGGUUGUGGGUGAAGUGGGAUGAACAGAAAGUUCCAAUCUUCUUGUGUCUAGUUUGAGGGUUUCGCUUUUUAUAUAUAUGAUAGAAAGUUGGAUGUAAAGAAUUGAGCAUUGCCUCAUAUUUGCCUUUGGUCCAAGUUUCGGCUUUAGAACCUUUGAGUUGAUGCAUUGAUUGUUGUCCCGUCACAUUGUUCAUCAUUUGGAGAGAUUGAAGCAAGUUCUGGUUUCUUUUCUGGUAUCUACGGUUUUCUGCUUUGCUUAAUCACAUUAAAAUGAAUGGACCGUUCCAUCUUGGAUUGGGCUGGAGUUAGAUAAGAAUGUAACUUGCGCUUUCUUGAUGAAGCUUGAUUCUGGAAAGUUGGAAGUGUUUGUCGAAGGUCUCUAAUCGACAUUGUAUCUUUUGUUCAUUUGCAGGUCUAGUUUCUAAGUGAAAUGAUGCAAAGGAUUUCGGGCUCUUGGAAUCCUAAAUCAACGGCUUGGAUGAGGGCAUUUCCGAUGUGUUUUUCUUUACUACGAGCCCAUCGGCAUGGAAUCCAUGCCUUGAGUAGUCUUUGGCAGGAUAGCUUGCACAGAACAAGUAAGACACAUGGAAGCCAUUGGAGGUUUAAUGUGAUUAGUCCCAAACCGAAUGAACUUGAAGGAGGGUACAGUAGAAGAUGGAUUAGAAGUGCUACGACAUUGAAUGACACAAGACAGCAGCUUGCUGAGAGGAAAGACCUGCACAAGCUCUUGACGGUCAUUGUGUUUGAUAUCGAGACUACCGGGUUUCAAGGGCAGUUUAACCGGAUUGUCGAGAUUGCAUUUCGUGAUCUGGGAGGUGGCGAGAACAGCACGUUCGAGACCCUUGUUUAUCCUGAACGUCCAAUCUGUAACUCGUAUUUUCAUGGGAUUAACGAUGACAUGGUCAUGAAAGAUGGUGUUCCUAGGAUGGAAGAGCUGAUACCGAUUAUGGUACAGUAUAUAGAAAGUCGUCGAAAGCAAGAUGGCCAUGUACUGUUAGUAGCUCAUAACGGUCGUAGUUUCGACGUGCCAUUCCUCAAGUGCGAGUUCGAGCGGUGCAAUUCGCAGAUUCCUGCUGAUUGGUUCUUCUGUGAUAGUCUCCCUCUGGCGCGCAAAGUCUCGAAAAAUCACUGAAAGCUCUGGUACACAAGUAUAAGAUCAAGUUGGUGGGAAACCCACAUAGAGCCAUGACAGAUGUGAAUGCACUGUCAGAGAUUGUGCCGAAACUAACUCACGAUUCGAAAGUCUCGAUAGCCGACUUAGUCAAGGACUCAUUCACAGUCUCGGAGUUGAGCAAGACGCGUUCCAAGAAGAAAAAGCCGGCCAGUAAAGCUAAGUCAGAGACUUCAGAGCAGAAAGUUUAGUAGAAGUCUAGACCAUGGCGUUCACCUGCAGUUUAUUUGCAGUAGUAUGCCUUGCUUUGUUUCUCUGUUACUUCCUUGUUGCAAAAUCAUUGAUUGUACAUUCCCAGGCUGCCUUAGGCCAUUUUGAUGCCUAAUGGCAGCAAACAUUAUUGAUGCUAAAUCAAACUAGCUUUUCACCUCAAAACUCAAAAGAGAUUCAAUCAAAUCCCUAGUUUCAUUGAAUAACUAGAUAUAAAUAUUAUUCUUUUAG